GCUUUAUCAAAGAAACCCUAUUUGUUCUUUUAGGGGGAAAGAAACCCUAAUAUGUUACCGUCGCUUCUACGAACUUCUCUAAUUUUCUCCGUUGCUACCCACCAAGAUGUCUCUUUCUCUACAAAAAAGGGGGGGAGAAGUAACCAACAUCUUGAAGGAAAGAUUGCAAAGAGAAGGAAAGAGUUUACAUGGAGUUUUAUUGAAAAAUAUUGGAAAAUGUUUACCAGAACAUUUGAUAAUGGAGAUAUUGUCUUGGUUACCUGUGAGAAGUCUAUUGCAAUUCAAAGUUGUUAGUCAUUUAUGGUAUGAUAUGAUUAAGAGCCCUCAUUUCAUAUCCAUGCAUUUAAAAAACUACUUAAACAACAAUGAUGAUUGUCGCGAUUGUUUCAUUGCUCGAUGUAUGGUUACUCAAGCAGAAGAACUUUGUCAUAAAAAAAUAUUGAUAGAUGGUGAUGCAUCACAAGGUUUUAGUAUUCUAGGUUUGGAAGAAACAGAAACACCUAUGUAUAAUGCGUACUUGUGUGGUCCUUGUGAUGGAAUCUAUUAUAUGUGUGGGAUGUAUUCGCUUUGCAAUGAACGUGGAUUGUGGAACCCUGCACUCAACGAAUUUAAACUACUGCCUUGUUUGAUUAAGAAGCCUAAUCUUGCACCUCGUUUGGCAUUUAGUUGUUACAGGGAGUAUUACGGAUUUGGAUAUGAUCGUUUUACUAAAGAUUACAAAGUUAUUAUUAUGAAGGGUUAUACAGACACAAGAAGAAAAGUAUCCGAUUAUAAUGAUUAUUAUUAUAAAGUGACCGAUUACCCUUUAUCAGUUUUCAUAUACUCAUUGAGAAAUGAUUCUUGGAGAUAUUGGGGCGAUUUGAGAAAAUCUUAUUUUUUGAACUGUAAUACAUGUUAUGUUUUUGUUAAUGAUAGUUUCUACUGGCUAGGGACACGUGAAGCAUAUGGUGAUCAAAAUUUCGAAGUGAUAAUCUCUUUCAACCUAGCUACCGAUACUUGUCAAGAGUUGAAAUUACCGGAUUAUGAGAAGCCGGCUAAAGACAGUCUUGCAAUACAUGAUGAAGAAAGCUUAGUUUCGGUUAAAGAUUUUGGGAAAACUUUAACAGAACUUGAAUGAAUAAGCUUAAUUAGUUGCAGUACUUAAUCAGAUUAGUUUCGUUUCAAAAUUUCUAUAAUCCGUUUAAUAGCAAAAUAAAUUGGAUUAACAACUUGUUUUUGUUGUUUAUGGCCUUGUUUAUUUUCUGUUUUGACCACCUUUUCGAGUUCCUACUAACUUCUUGAUGGUUUUGU
Molecule: messenger RNA, 1290 nt
Organism: Spinacia oleracea (spinach)
Lineage: Eukaryota; Viridiplantae; Streptophyta; Magnoliopsida; Caryophyllales; Amaranthaceae
Product: F-box protein CPR1-like
Exons: 3
Coding region: 107-1117 (336 amino acids)
Molecular function (GO): protein binding
Source: RefSeq, a predicted model, not a curated record